Molecule: messenger RNA, 2227 nt
Organism: Castor canadensis (American beaver)
Lineage: Eukaryota; Metazoa; Chordata; Mammalia; Rodentia; Castoridae
Gene: Wdr89
Product: WD repeat domain 89
Molecular function (GO): protein binding
Source: RefSeq, a predicted model, not a curated record
CUCUCUGCUGCUGACCAAUCCUCUGCACGCUUUUUUCCGCGUUUAUCCAAUCAGAGAGGCAGAGGGCGUAGUUCCGGUCUCCCUGUCCAGGCCACGGCAGAGGUUGUGUUCUUUCUACAGCUGAGAGUGUUACUACCUGCGGAUGCCACUGUUGAUAUGGAGAAAAUUGAGGAAAUGUUUGCUGGUCUGCAUAUUGUUAACCGUUCCUUGGCACCUAAAGAGCCCACUUAUCUGCUUGGUAUAGACACAUCAAAGACUGUACAAGCAGGAAAAGGAAGCUUGGUUGCAGUUUUAUGUUCUAAUGGAUCAAUAAGAAUACAUGAUAAAGAAACGCUGAAUAUACUGCGAGAAUUCAGUGGAUAUCCAGGACUUCUUAGUGGAGUCAAAUUUGGAAAUUCCUGUAACAGUGUAUAUUCAGCAAGUACUGAUGGCACUGUGAAAUGCUGGGAUGCUCGAGUAGCCAGUGAAAAGCCUACUCAGCUGUUCAAGGGUUACCCUUCCAAUAUUUUCAUCAGUUUUGAUAUCAACUGUAAGGACCAUGUCAUUUGUGCUGGCACAGAAAAAGUUGAUGAUGAUGCAUUGUUGGUAUUUUGGGAUGCAAGAAUUAAUUCUCAGGAUUUUUCUACUGCUAGAGACCCGCUUGGUGCCUAUUCAGAGACACAUAGUGAUGAUGUCACUCAAGUAUGCUUCCAUCCCAACAAUCCCAACAUGGUUGUCUCGGGUUCAACUGAUGGCCUGGUAAAUGUAUUUGAUAUUAGUGCUGAUGAUGAAGAGGAUGCCCUGCUUGCAACCUGUAACUCAGCAUCAUCAGUAAGCCAUAUUGGUUGGUCUGGAAAAGAUUAUAAACAGAUUUACUGCAUGACACAUGAUGAAGGAUUUUGUUGGUGGGAUCUCAAUCACUUGGAUACUGAUGAACCAAUUACACGUUUGAAUAUCCAAGACGUCAGAGAAGUAAUUGAUGUGAAAGAAGGUAAUUUGGACUGUUUGAUUGGUGGCUUAUAUCAUGAGAAGAUGAAUAAAUUAUUUGUUGUUGGAGGUGCAAACACAGGAAGGAUUCAUUUAAUGAGCUGCACCACUGCAGGACUGGCCCCAGUGGCCAGCCUGGAGGGAGGGCAUACUGCCACAGUUCGAUCCUUCUGUUGGUGUGUGCAGGAUGAUUCUCUGCUGACUGGGGGAGAGGAUGCACAGUUACUGCUCUGGAAACCUGGAGCUGUGGAGAAGACCUUUACAAAGAAAGGCGGCAUGAAAGUGGUAUCCUCUGUGCACCAGCGAGUGCGCAUCCAUAGUAGCCAUUCUUACAAGAGAAGGAAAAGGUGAUGCUGCCUUGGGAAUUUACUUGAUAGUCUGUGUGUGUGUGUGUGUGUGUGUGUGUGUGUGUGUGUCUGUCUGUCUGUCUGUCUACUGCCUAUAGUAAAUGUAAUUAAACUUUAUAUAUAAAAACAAGCCAGUUAGCAAACAGUAGGACAAAUGCUGAGGAUGGCAUAAUUCAGGUUUAUAUUCUAAUACAUUUUUAAAACCCAUCUAUUGAGUUAAUAAAUGUUGGGUUUAAAGAAGUAGAUCUGAUAGCAACUUUUUAGAAGUAGAUAGCUGAUGAAACUUAAUAAAACCAGUGUUUUGGGCUGUUUUUUAAGUUCAGAUUUUUACAUUUGAAAUUAUCUUCAUUGUUUAUACAGCCAAACCAGACUAUUGAUUUGAGGAGCUUCUACUUCUUUAAUAUAUCUAAUAUAUUACCUUGGAGUAUAAAUGUAAAUAUUCUCAUGAGUCUAAGUAGAAUUAUAUAUAUUUUUUGAAAUGAAUGAGUAUACCUAAAAUGAGAAAAAUAUAUUCAGUAAAUAUUUGCAUCUAUACUUUAAUACUAUUUACUAUUGGCGGAACAGUAAACAAGUGUUUUGCUGAUGAAAAGGAAAUUUCUCUUGCUAGAUUCAUUUUAAGACAAUGGCUCAAGUGGCAGAGCACCUGUCUAGCAAGUGUGAGGCCUAAGUUCAAACCCCAGUGCCACCAAAGAAGAAAAUAUUCAAGAUGUUUCAAGUAUGAUAUAUUUGAAACACCCCCACCCAGCACAACAGGAAAAACAAUUAGAAGACUCAAAGUAAAAUAUAAAAAUGAAAAUAUAAUAGUAGGACUAUUUUUGUUGUUGGUUUUUAUUUUGUUUUUUGCAGUACUGCAGUUUGAACUCUAGGAAUAAUAGUAGGACUGUUUUUAUUUCAAAAUAGCCUUUCAAUUGUAC